AUGGUGAUUAAACAAUCGAAGCAAGAAGAUGCUGAGAAGCAGCAGGAGACGAAAAGAGAAGUUUAUCCCGUCACAGAUUUGGAAAAGGAUAUUGUCGCAUGGGAACAUCAGGAUGACCCAUUGAACCCAAGAAACUAUCCCCCACUUAGGAAAUGGUUCCUCCUUUCACUUGUCAGCAUUAUCACCUUGAUUAGCCCACUGGCCUCAUCAAUCUUCGCUCCGGCUGUAGCAAAUGCAGCACAAGAAUUCGGCGUAACAUCAACGGUGUUGAAGUCUUUGGGUGUAACCGCGUACUUAUUCGGCUACGGUUUUGGUCCAUUGUUUCUAUCACCGCUCAGCGAGAUAUACGGACGUCGGAUCAUUCUCAGUGUGGCGACAUCAACCUUUGUUCUCUUUCAGAUUGGUUGUGCGCUUGCGCCCAACUUUGACUCAAUUAUUGUCUUCCGACUGCUCACCGGGCUAGGAGGAUCUGGAUGCCUUACAAUCGGGGGAGGCGUUGUUUCAGACCUCUUUGAACCGGAGCAACGAGGACUCGCCAUGGCCAUAUUUUCUGCCGGGCCGCUCUUUGGGCCAGUAUUAGGGCCUAUUUGCGGUGGAUUCAUUGCCCAAGGCGCCGGAUGGAGAUGGGUUUUCUGGGUCCUGGUCAUCGUAGGUGGCACUUUUACUCUAUUCGUGAUGAUCUUCAAUCGUGAGACGAACCCCGUCAUCAUUAUCCAGCGCAAGACGGACCGCUUGAAGAAAGAACUCAAUCGUCCUGAUCUUCGUAGCUACUAUGACGAUUCCAGCAAACAGAAGAGUAAAACGGCACACUUUAUACACAGACUGACGACACCGUUCCAACUGCUCUUUGGGUCGCCCAUUGUCGCGAUUGUGGCAAUCUAUAUCGCAGUCGUAUACGGUUGUCUGUAUCUACUUUUCACGACGGUCACAGAAGUCUUCCAGAACGUAUAUCACUGGAGUGAGCAGAUCAGCGGUCUGUCUUACAUCGGACUGGGGAUGGGAUUUGUCGCCGGCCAAGUAACAUUCGGUCUGCUGAGCGAUAGAGUCCUUGUCAUGCUCAAAGCUCGGAACAAUGAUGUCUUUGAGCCAGAAAUGCGCCUCCCUCUCACCAUUCCCUUUUCUUUUUUCGUCCCCAUAUCCUUCUUCUGGUACGGCUGGUCUGUUCAGGCACAAACUCACUGGAUUGUGCCAAUCAUAGGCUUGUUUCCAUUCGCCUUUGGCCUGAUUGGAAUAUUUGGAACCUUGCAAACAUACGUCAUCGACUGCUUUCCACGUUAUGCGGCUUCCGGCAUUGCGGCGAUCACCGUGACUAGGUCUUUUGCUGGUGCGCUUCUACCUCUUGCUGGUCCACCCAUGUAUAACGCGCUUGGAUAUGGCUGGGGAAAUUCGUUAUUGGGAUUUGUUACUUUGGCGCUGAUUCUAAUGCCGAUCCUGUUCAAUCGCGUUGGAGCAUCUCUUAGAAAGGCAUCUCCUCUCCAAAAGGAUGCAACGACAUAA
Molecule: messenger RNA, 1497 nt
Organism: Trichoderma virens Gv29-8
Lineage: Eukaryota; Fungi; Ascomycota; Sordariomycetes; Hypocreales; Hypocreaceae
Exons: 6
Coding region: 1-1497 (498 amino acids)
Biological process (GO): transmembrane transport
Cellular component (GO): membrane
Molecular function (GO): transmembrane transporter activity
Source: RefSeq, a predicted model, not a curated record